AUGGAUCCUAGAUCUCAUCCAUCACGGCCCCCAUCCACCAGUCUCCCCCAGGGUUCCACGCCUCUCUCCUCGACACCUAUCUCGAGUAUGCCAAUGCCGCCUCAGUACAGCAUGCAGCCUCAGUACCCGGUGUCCCAGCCGCAUACCCUCCCCCCGCUGCAGCCUCAUCACAGCCAGUCUCCUGCCCCUCAUUCCUACAUGGGCCAGCCGCCGUACAGGCCGGAUCUGUCGAGGUAUCCCACCACCACUCACGAUGUUUACGCGUCUUCCACCGCUCCCAUAAUGCCUCAUACCAGCGUGGGCAGCUUGCCUCCAUCGUCGUUCCUCUCCCACCCCAACCCGCAGGCGCAGCCUCAGCCGUCGCAAGCCUACCCUCCGCCUCACAGCGUGUUGCCUCCCGCGUCCAGCGCCCAGACUUACCCGCAGCCGAUUGCUCCGGCGCCCCCGCGGGACCGCCGUCCUGACUACUCCGGACUCCCUUCGGGCGCGUUCAGCUACAACGAUGGCAAGGGAUCUCCUUGGAUGAACCCUGACCCGGUCGCGGGCGCAAACGGUGGCAGCCCGUAUGGUGCAAAGGAGCCUCCUCGCACCCAGGUGGUGGGAUCCCAGGGCCGUCGCGGUAUCCUCCCGAGUGUUCCGGGACGCGCCGCCCCCGUCGCGAAUGGUGUCAACGGCAGCGCCAAGAACACCACGAUUCCGGCCAAGGAUGCUGACGGCAAAUUCCCUUGCCCGCAUUGCAACAAAACGUAUCUUCACGCCAAACAUCUGAAGCGUCAUUUGCUCAGACACACCGGUGAUCGCCCGUACAUGUGUGUUCUUUGCAAAGACACUUUCUCUCGAAGUGAUAUCUUGAAGCGCCAUUUCCAGAAGUGCUCGUUACGCCGAGGCAACCCCACCGGUGCGACUCACUUGUCUCAUCCCCAGGCGCAUUUGAAAAGAUCCCAAGCUGCGGCCGCCAAGCCGGUUCAGGAUGAAGUCACCAGUGCCGUUCCCCCUCCCAAUGGGAUGCCCGGGGCGACUUUCGGCGACGGAGCCGUGAACGGCAACGGUCUGGCUCACGGCCGACCUGGGUAUGCGGACCAGCAGCCUCUGGGCUUUUCGAUGUCGUCUGUCAACGGGAUGAGCCGUGGGCAGCCCGAGGACGCUUUUCCCCCGGGCCAGCCUCCUCAGCGGGGCCCCUGGCUGGCAGCUCCUAAGCAGAACCCCUACCUCGUUCAGCCUGGCACCGAUGCGUCCGGCCAGCACCUGAACGUUGACCGUCCUUCACUUGAGCAGGUAAAACCCCCGGUCGUUCAAGAUCCCAAACGCCCAGUUAUGUCUGGGCCCACUCCCCAUCACACUGGCGAAAUUGACUGGACUUCGAUGUUUCAGCCCGGAGCUUCCGAUGGUUACAUAAACCCCGUUUUCCCUCAGUCCAUGGCAUCUGGCCAGGAGCCGAUCCACGCUCACGUCGACGCCGAGCGGAAGUACUACCCCACCACCACCGCUGGUCCCCAGGAGGGCGGAAUGAAUGGUCUUUAUCUGGCAUCGACCACUUUGGGCGGCGACGGUAAGUUGAUCUCGUGA
Molecule: messenger RNA, 1566 nt
Organism: Aspergillus steynii IBT 23096
Lineage: Eukaryota; Fungi; Ascomycota; Eurotiomycetes; Eurotiales; Aspergillaceae
Exons: 2
Coding region: 1-1566 (521 amino acids)
Biological process (GO): regulation of transcription by RNA polymerase II
Cellular component (GO): chromatin
Molecular function (GO): DNA-binding transcription factor activity, RNA polymerase II-specific; RNA polymerase II cis-regulatory region sequence-specific DNA binding
Source: RefSeq, a predicted model, not a curated record